Messenger RNA from Camellia sinensis, 432 nucleotides. The record is from RefSeq and is a predicted model, not a curated record. NCBI's taxonomy places the organism in Eukaryota, Viridiplantae, Streptophyta, Magnoliopsida, Ericales, Theaceae.
AUGAGAGACUUAGGUGAGGUGAAUGACUGUUUGCUACUAAAGUGGUGGUGGAGGUAUGGAAGUGAAGACAAAGCUUUGUGGAAAUCUGUGGUGUGUUUAAGGUAUGGCAGAACUGGUGAGGGUUGGAUACCAUCAGUGACCCACACAGGUGGAGUGUCCAUUAUUUGGCAGGAUAUUGUAAAGCUACCUUCAGUCAACCAGCACCUAGGUGAAUUUUAUGGUGAUCAUUUUAAAGUAACUGUUGGUAAUGGAAGGAGAAUAAAGUUCUGGUCUGAUGGCUGGGUCCAUAACAGAGGAUUGAAGGUGGAAUUCCCCAGAUUAUAUCAUUUAUCCAUUGAGAAAGAGGAGCCUUUGCAACAACUCAGUGCUAAGAAGAGUAACUCGAGGGUGUGGCAGCUUCAAUUCAGAAUAAGGCUAUUUGCUUGGGAAUAA